CUCAGUCUGAGUCUGGCGGUUACAAGCUAAGACAUGUUUUCCCGUCUUCGCAAGCGUUUUGGGAGGGGGAACGUCGAUUCUGGAGAGACUAAAGUGAAGGAGUCUGGCCUUUCGUCUCAAAGUAAUGAUGGACAAAGACAGCACUUCUGGGGAUUGUUGAAUGCUGGGAGAGAAACAUCUUCCCCUGAAACUGCCCCAAGCGAGAAUCAGGCCAAGAAGGAAAAAGAGAGGCUGAUUAAAGAGCUGCAGCUCAUUACCGAGGAGAGAAAUGACCUGAGAGAUCGCCUGAGGUUUCUGACAGAGAGAUCCAAAAACAACAGGCCACACUUCAGGCCAAAUGCAUAUUAUGAAGACCUGGAGAGAAUGGAGGAGGCGGUCAUGUCAAUUCUGCACAACUUAGAGAUGGAGAACACUGAGAUCCAUGAGAACAACCAUAAGCUGAAGAAGGAGAUUACCUUCUCUAGGUAAGUCCUGGUCAGAAAGGCUGUCACCUGUGGAAUGGCCAUUUCUGACUUCUUUGUUCUGGAUUGGACGGUCUUCAGCUCUGGUUCUAUCUCUUGUGCUGUUUACACAUCAGUGUGCCAGGGUCAUCAGGACUCAGUUUUCAGUUUCAUAAAAGACUGUUACUCAUCCCAGGAUUGUCUAGGCAUCUUCAGAAGGCUCUAGAUAGAACAGCACUGAUUGAAGUCAGCAGAACGUUAUUAGGCUGACCUGGGCCUCUGGGGUCAUACCAGGUUACACAACACUCAGUGUGUGGAACACAGGGUUAGCAUGACCUUCUCUUGGUUCUACUGACCUCUUUUGCGGGUGUUUGCCAACUACUAAUUGAUGUUGCCCCAUGCAUUGGGCUUUCAUGGAUAGUUGUAGAUCCAUGUUCUUUUUGAGAGAUGUGGACACUAAUUGGUGCUCGGGCCAAGCAAACAAUUUAUUCUUCCCUGAAUUAACUCUUUGUGGUUUGUGCAGCAGCAUUAUGUGUAUCGAGAUGUAUUUUAUUAAGUCUUCAUGGGUAUCUGGGACCUGGUAGAGUUAGUGGGACUUGGGAGUAGGAAUGGGAGAAAGGGGCAGCAUGAUCUUACUAUGCAGACUGUAUUUCCAGAAACCUGCUCAGCCAGCUCCUGAUGGAGAACACAUGUAGGAAGAAGUUGGUCCCACGGAAGCAGGGGAGCAAGGAGGGACAUCUUGAGUGUGCACUGAACCAGAAAUAUUUGGUUGACUUCAACAAGAAAGAUAAAGACCAGCAACGUCCAGACCCAGCAUCAUCAGGUACGGAUGAGCAGCUGUUAGCUUAACAAUAUCUGAUAAAAUUUGCCAAUUUGAUACAUCUUUGCUCUCUCCUACCACCUUUCUAAUUUACACACACAACCCGCCAACCACCUCAUGUAAUGGAAUUGUUCAUUGCUCUGCCUAUUCACAAGUAUUCUGGGAAGUCAACCACUUUUCAGAGACUGAAUUAUUUUGCAAGUAUAUUUUGCUGCUCUUUUUGAAGCUGCAUUAUAGAAAUGGUGACAGAUCAAUAACAUAUCACAUUAUUGCACAUGCACGUGAUAGAUUGGAUGCUAUGUAGAGUUUUGAACAAGUUCUUGGUUCUUGACAAAUGUCAAGUUUUCAUGUGACUUCUUGUGUAGGAAGCACCUUUCCGGGAUAAGAACCAAGUGCAAAUGUCAAAUUAGUACUUGUCAUUGGCUUUAACCUUGGUGACAUAUGGACAUCUCCUUUCUUCCUGCAACCCAAUGAGGUCCCUUCCAUUGCCCUGUUCUUGGUUUGCACUGGUAUAUGUCUGGGUCCCAUAUUGGCAGCCCACAUUACUGUGAGGCUCUCUGGAGAUUUUCCCUGCCCACAGAGUUAGCAACAAUGAUAUCAGUUAAAAGGUCCAUGUUGACUGUCCAGUAGAACUGAGGUGUUAGAAGGCAGCAUUCUGACAGCUGGCUUGCGUUUCACCACCAAAUCAGUGUCUGAAAAACUGCCUUGCUCUUCCAGGUCUCAGAAAGUGCAAGAGAGCUGGAAUUGGACACACAGCAGUAAGAGAGCUUCCUGAAGAAUAAGUUGCUUUCUCAGGAGUCCCUGAUGACAAACAUCCUGAACGGUAACAACAAUUUUUGGAUGAGUAUUCUUCCUCAGAGUUAAUUUGUCAUUUCUUAGAAACCCUAAAUUUAUAUAACACUAAGCCAGCCUGACUGAUUGAGGUCUUACUCACUUUCUUCUUCAGAAAACACCACUUGAGAGACAACUUGGGGGACCGCCUUUCAUUAUGUGUGCUAGAGGAGAAACAGCAAUACAUCUGUGCUUCUAAAUGUUCGUUAAGAAUAUGCUGUUUAGAAAUAUUUUUGUUAUGAUUUUAAUUGAAGUUUUCUUUUUGUUGUUUCAUAUUUAUAUGUUCUUGUUACUGUUUUUCACUUUCCAAUAUUUUUAAAUAUUUUUAUUCAUUCAUUUUAAUCCUGUUUUGUUGUAAAAAUGUAUUCAUUAUGAAUAAAUAUUGAUUUCUAUCUCUUGACUCUUAAGACCAUCAUUCUUAUUCAAGGGUUCUGUCCCCUCCUGAGGGCUUAGAACUGACAGCUAGAGAUGGAUCUCUGCAUGUUCCAUGGAGCCUGGGCUAAUAAGUGAAUUCAGAGUCACCAAGGGGUACUCAGUGUGACAGUGUCUUUUGUGUGGAUAAUGUGGCUUUUUCUCGGCACACACUUUAUUAUAUAAUCACUGACAUGCUUUACCCAAUUGUUAGGGUCCAUGUGGUUCUUCUGAGAGAGCAGCAGAUGCCCUACCCUGUGAGUCAUCACCACAGCUCCUGCAGGUGGCUUCUGUUAUUCCACAUGAGGUCCUGUAUUAGGUGGACAGGAUCACCUCCAAUUAAAUAGAGAGAUCUCAGGAGAUGUGUUUUCACAGUGACCUUACUGAGCCGUGCAUGCUCAACGUGUUAGGUUGCCAGGCAUCCGUACAGGGCUCUGGUGUUCCCACUGCUCAUUGUGGGUCAGGAUCAUCCUCCAGCAUCACUUAGUUUCCAUAUUAGAGCAGAUCUUUCAACUGUUAUAAAUGAUGACCAUAUGUAUUGUGCACAACUGAUAAAAUACAGAAAAGAAGCUAGCUUCUUCUAGACCAACUUGGCAUAAUCAGUUUUUUGAUUGUUAGCAAGAAAAUUAUUUUAAUCUGAGCCAUUUAGGGAGGAACCUCAAGAGCAUACAUAGUGAAUGUAGCCUGCAGCUGUGAACACAGGUUUCUUCUGGAGAGCAGGCCUGUGCAAGCCCAGAACCUAGGUGGGACAGUUCAAGCUACCCUUUUUCCAUGGCCAAUCUGAGAUCGUAUUGAGAAUGUAUUUUUUCCAGUGACUGAUUUCCAAUUUAUGGAAUUGAACUAACUUACUGAGAGUGGAGGUGACUCAGAGAGUUAAAGUACAGAAGGAAUAAUCCAGAAUGUCCACAAAAGCUUGCUGUCACCCCAGGGCUUUUAAAAGCUCAGCAGCUAGAGAAGCAAUGUAGAAUUUCGUUAUUCUCAUGCUUAGGUCUAGUCAUUCAUUAUAAGCUGACCAUGACACAAAAAGUGUCCUCUGUGUCAUGAUAGAAACUAGUUGUAACUAGAUUCACCCCACACUAUCACAUCACUACCGUAUUUGAGGUUCUCAGUUACUAUCUAAGAACCUGGAAGAGACCUGGGUCUUGCUACACAAACUCAUGAUUUAUGUCUUCAUGACACUGUGUGCUUUGUUCUGUUAAUUCUACCAUUGGCAUACAACACCUUGGAUACUUUGUACUAACAUCUGUGACAUGAGACAAUAGUUCAUGUCAUGCCUAACCUAAUAAACUGUCCUUAGAGUACAGUGUAGACCAGGGGCCUUCUUUUCCUAUGAGAUAGCAAACCAUUUCCAGUCUUCAGUCAAGACUGACAGCCAUUGUCCAGUGCCUGCCUUGAGAUGUCCACAUUUUCACCUGAGAAUCUUCAUCCAGGCUGCUCUGUAAUCUUGUCGAAGAUUAAUUGUGUUCCAUCCCUAGGAUUUAAUUCAGUGUCCCUGUACUUACCCGACAUGCUCAAAGCUGUAGGUCCUACCCUAACCCUGUGUUCCUUAGAGAGAAAGAAAAUAAAGAACCACAUUGCACUUGAAGUUUCUCCUCCAACAAAAGUUGAGCCUGCAUAGGGCCUUUAAGUAACUCUAAGCCCCAGCUUCCCCACAACUCCCUCCAUUGAUUCCAUUAUUGAUGUGUUUCAUAACUGCUCACUUUAUUUUUGGUGUGUAAAGAAUGUGCACCAUGUCAGUAAAGGCGGUGUGCGUUUGUGUGUGUGUGUCUGUGUGUGUGUGUGUGUGUGUGUGUGUGUGUGUGUGUAGUCCCUAGUGAAAACUGUCCAGGUGCAGGCAGACUCAUGUUACUACUGUCUCAUGGCACGCAGGGAGCACUGAAAUCGUGGGCUACUUUAAUACAGCCUAAACCGCGCUGUGCAUGGUUUGCAGUGAGAUUGUGAUGUCAUCCCCACUACAGAGAGAAGCAUAAGCUUCAUUAUUACAUGCUGCUCUUAACAAGGUGAGGCAAAGCCUCAUCUUAUAGAGUGUGUGGUAGGAUUUGAUGGCAGGAAAUUAAUUCAAGGCUCAAAUCAAAUCAAUCAAUUACAAACAAGGAGAAAAAUACAAAGAGUCAAGGGAACCACGAGCUGUUUGUAGGUUUUUUUGUUUCUUUGUUGGUUUGUUUGCUUGCUUUUUUUUUGUUUCCUUUUUUUUUUUUCUUUUUUUGUUGAGAAUAUCCACCAGACACACAACCUGUUCCUGAAACAAACUGCACACCAGAGAGACAAUACCAAAACUGACAAAAUUAGAAAUGAAAA
Rattus norvegicus (Norway rat) is the source of this 4800-nucleotide messenger RNA. NCBI's taxonomy places the organism in Eukaryota, Metazoa, Chordata, Mammalia, Rodentia, Muridae. The record is from RefSeq and is a predicted model, not a curated record.